AUGAAUCGGCUCCAAGCGGUGCCUGGAUCGAGACACAUCCCGCCACACACCCCAUUCUUUCACGGAGACCUGCGCACCUGCGCCUUUGUUUUCAGGAGGGUCGAUACCGUUAAGAAGACGCUGCAGCCGCCCUACACCGGCCCUCACAAGGUCUUGCGUCGCAUCAACGAGCAGACCUACGUCAUUGAGAUCGACGGGGCACCCAAAACAAUCUCAACAUCCUCUCUUAAGCCCGCCUAUUUGGAAUUGGCUAAUCAGCAGCCUAGCCGUCCACCUACGCAGCCAGCACCGGCGCCGCCACCGACUACGCCACCCUCUCCUGCGCCCUCGCUUCCAACGCCGACAACGCUAACGCCAUCCGCUCCUGGGCCACCUGCUCUUGCACCACCUGUGCCCACGGCGUCACCUGCGCCGCAUUCAACAGCGACGUCCGCGGAGGACCUGGCCGCGCCCUCGCCAGCUCGUCCGCCCCAGGAUCCUUCCCUCAACAGGCACCAGCGGGGCAAAGCAGUCUCGUUCCGAACGCAACCAGCCUUCGUCACUGGUGGGGGAGUGGCUGUGGGGGUUCCAACAUCGCACCACCACCGCAGCCGUCGUAAGCAGACGUUGGUCCCCAGGCAGGACUUCUCCUAG
Molecule: messenger RNA, 633 nt
Organism: Nasonia vitripennis (jewel wasp)
Lineage: Eukaryota; Metazoa; Arthropoda; Insecta; Hymenoptera; Pteromalidae
Product: vegetative cell wall protein gp1-like
Exons: 1
Coding region: 1-633 (210 amino acids)
Source: RefSeq, a predicted model, not a curated record